This is a messenger RNA of Aspergillus candidus, 1305 nucleotides long. Its product is annotated as dimethylallyl tryptophan synthase. Lineage: Eukaryota; Fungi; Ascomycota; Eurotiomycetes; Eurotiales; Aspergillaceae. Gene Ontology annotation, biological process: alkaloid metabolic process. The transcript has 2 exons. The coding region runs from base 1 to 1305 and encodes 434 amino acids. Gene Ontology annotation, molecular function: transferase activity, transferring alkyl or aryl (other than methyl) groups. The record is from RefSeq and is a predicted model, not a curated record.
AUGGAUCCCUACCAAGUGCUCACGGAGACAUUGGUAUUCAACAACCAGGAUGAAGAACGCUGGUGGCAGAGUACAGCGCCCAUACUUGCCAAAAUGAUGAAGGAUGCUCGUUAUGAUGUGCACCUGCAAUACAAAUACCUAUGUCUACACCGCACAUGUGUGAUCCCAUCGCUGGGACCAUACCCCCGAACCAACGAGCUACGCUGGAAAUGCACGUUGACUCGAUAUGGCCUGCCUUUCGAACUUUCUUUCAACUAUCCCCAAGGACUGGUCCGGACAGUCUGGGAGCCAAUAGGUCCGAUGACCGGGACCAUGAAUGAUCCGUUCAACACGCAAAGAAUACAUAAAACUGUCGAAACUCUGUCUCGGCUCAUUCACGGAGUAGAUUUGAAAUGGUUUCAGCACUUUGUGCGCGAACUGGUAACCACUGAUGAAGAAGACCUGUCGAUUUUGAAAAAGCACGGCGACGUUGGUGUGUUCAAAACCCAGAACAUGUUGGCGUUCGACUACGACAAAAAGGACGGAAAUGCACGCGCCAAAGUAUAUCUAUACCCCCAACUUAAGUCGCUCGCGACUGGCGUCUCCACCAAAAAGCUUAUGCUGGACUCGAUUCGCAACGCUGACGUAGAAGGCAACCUCAGCGGCCAGCUGUCGAUCCUGGAAGAAUAUAUUGCCUCGCGGACUGCUGACACCAACGACCAUGAGGCCGAUGAUGGACCUUCAUUGUUUCCCUGUUUCUUAUCGUGUGAUUUGGUGGAGCCACGUGCUUCAAGGGUGAAGGUCUACCUCGCCGAGAACGAUGUCUCAUUUCACCGUAUCGAAGAUCUCUGGACCCUUGGCGGGCGACGGACAGAUUUGCGCACAAUAGCCGGUCUACGAUACCUAAAGGACCUUUGGGACGCUCUCCCACUGGAAGAGGGACUGCGUACCCCGUCAAACAUAAUCUACGAUCUCGGCAAAUGUGCACCGAUGGAGACCCUUUCUCUGAUCAUCAACUUUAACCUGCACCCUAGCGACCCGUUGCCGCAGCCCCAGAUAUACUUCUUUGUUGGCGGGCACAAUGACCUGGUGGUUGCGGACGCCUUGACGUCGUUCUUCGAACGAGUCGGCUGGAAGGAGAUAGCUGAAUCAUACAAGCCGAAUAUCAGCGCCUACCACUGUGGACUUGAUCUUAGCCAGAGUACCCAGUUGCAAUCGUGGGUAUCUUAUUCGUUCAAAGACAGUGCUCCCUACGUCAGUGUGUAUACUCAAUUGUUCGAGCCUAUCUACGGCGUUAAGAGCGACAAAACUGGACAUGGGAUUUGA